UCGUUUUCACCAACGUCCUUUCAACUGCUUUUCUUCGUUUUUCACAUGGCUCCAGUCAGGUCUGAUAGAAACAAGAAACCGAACUCGCGCCCCCGCCGCUCAGAUGGCUUCUGGCUGCACGACCGUUCUUCCAAUAAACCCGGCAACACGACCGAUGCUUUACAACCUCUUGCUCCAAAUACAAAACUCGUCGUAUCCAACUUACAUUACGAGAUUACACCGAAUAAUUUAGUGUCCAUUUUUGGACAAGUGGGCACGCUCGUUCGCGAGCCACUCAUCAGGUACGACCGCAGUGGACGUUCAUCGGGUGUUGCAAUCGUCACGUUCGAAACUGCCGAGGAGGCAGAACGAGCGAAGAAACAAUUUGAGGGUAAAAUCGCGAAAGGUCAACCAAUGGAAAUUGCCUUCGACACGACACCACCGAAACGGACGCGAUCAGCAAGUAUGCCAGGAGUCCCAACGUCGUCCCUCCUCAACAGAAUCGAACGCCCAUCUCUUGCCGAACGUCUAGACAAUGGUAAUGGGGCAACUCGGAAGACAGAUACGGCCGGCCCCCUUCGAAGACGUUCAGUGAGACCACCUAGGGGAGCCCCUGGAUCCCGUGGUGGACGUACUUCGCGACCAAGGCCGAAGACUGCAGAAGAGUUGGACCGAGAGCUCGAUGUGUUUAUGGGGGAGGAUGCUCAGGAAGGGACGGAUGCAGAGCCUGUUGCAUCAGCUCAAGACGUUGAGAUGGCAUGAAUGUCCAAGUAUUUUUCUUGUGUAUCUCGUUGAAGCAGGGCACUGUAGAUAGGCUUUGUUCUGUAGGCUGGGCUCGCCCCUCCAAACGGAGAGCUUCACAAUUUGAAUUCAUGAUGAUAGGCCUUAUGUAACAUGGUA
Pisolithus orientalis is the source of this 879-nucleotide messenger RNA. RefSeq lists its product as uncharacterized. Gene Ontology annotation, molecular function: mRNA binding. Gene Ontology annotation, cellular component: nucleus. The transcript has 6 exons. Lineage: Eukaryota; Fungi; Basidiomycota; Agaricomycetes; Boletales; Pisolithaceae. The record is from RefSeq and is a predicted model, not a curated record. The coding region runs from base 46 to 741 and encodes 231 amino acids. Gene Ontology annotation, biological process: mRNA export from nucleus.